UUCAGUUUAUGUCAACGUAUCAGGUGAUGACGUAUACGAGAUAGGAGAAGAAUCAUCAAGAAUUUCUUUGAAAAACUUACUGAAAUAUAUUAAAGAUAAGAAGAUAAAAUCUGCGUAUGAAAAGGAAUAUAAGGAAUUACCAAGUGGUUUGUGUUCUUCGUAUGAUUAUUGUAUGAAUGCUGUAAAUAAACCUAAAAACAGAUAUAAAAAUAUUUGUGCUUUUGAUCAUUCAAGAGUUAAACUAGACAUAAUGAAUGGUGAUCCUAAUUCCGAUUACAUUAAUGCUUGCUAUAUUACGCAGGGCUAUGGUGAUCAUAAAAAUAAAUAUGUUGCUUCUCAGGGCCCAGUUGUUGAUAUUGUUAAUGAAUUCUGGCGAAUGAUAUGGAUUGUAGAAACAGGAAAGAUAAUUAUGUUGACUAACCUUGUAGAAAUAGGAGUGCACAAAUGUUUUAGAUAUUGGCCAACGCUUGGCAAAGAGAAAACAUUUGGGGAAAUAUCAGUCAGAAUGACGAAAGAAGAUACAUAUGCUAACUUUACCGUUCGAACACUUCAAGUUAACAAAGGCGACAGUAGAUCUAGAACCAUUAAACAGUACCAUUAUACAUCUUGGCCUGAUAAAGGUGUUCCUACUGAUACAGCAUCAUUGGUAGAAUUCAGAAACAAAGUUCUAACAUCAAACACUGCCCAUUUAGGACCAAUGGUUAUACAUUGCAGUGCUGGUAUUGGAAGAACAGGGACUUUUAUAGCCAUAGAUUUUCUAAUAGAGGAGGCUAAAGCAACAGGUUCAGUAGAUAUGUAUGAAUGUGUUAAACAGCUGCGAUAUGAACGGGUUAGCAUGGUUCAAACUUUGGAACAAUAUGCAUUUCUCCACGAUGCUAUAGCUGAAUGGUAUAUAGCUGGCAAUAUGUCUUUCCCGGUGACUGCAUAUCAAGUCGAGUACAAAAAACUACUAAAAGUCAAUGGUUCAACUGGCAAAUCAGAACUCCAGGAACAGUUUGAGAUGCUUGAAGAUAUUUGUCCUUCCUUAAAUACAGAAGAUUUUUCAGUUGCUUUGUUGGAAGAAAACAGAACAAAGAAUAGAGACAUGACAGUCCUAGCAUCUGAUACAACAAGAAUAUGUUUAUUUAAGAGAGAAACCGACUCAUCUGACUAUAUUAAUGCUGUAUUUCUACCGGUAAGAUAA
Messenger RNA from Patella vulgata (common limpet), 1183 nucleotides. Its product is annotated as receptor-type tyrosine-protein phosphatase kappa. The coding region runs from base 173 to 1183 and encodes 336 amino acids. Gene Ontology annotation, molecular function: protein tyrosine phosphatase activity. Lineage: Eukaryota; Metazoa; Mollusca; Gastropoda; Patellidae. Gene Ontology annotation, biological process: protein dephosphorylation. The record is from RefSeq and is a predicted model, not a curated record. The transcript is spliced from 11 exons.